CACGCUGGUUUCCUGACGAGUGGACAUUAUUUAGGAGCAUUUCUGGGAAGUUUGAUGUGGGGCAAGUUAGCUGACAGGUUUGGACGAAGACCAACUCUCCUGGCUGGAAGUCUAAUGAUGGUGUUCAUACUUCUGAUGUUUGGCUUCAGUUUCUCGUUUGCCUGGGCCGUGUUUACCCUGUUCCUUGGAGGACUUCUCACUGGGACCCUCGGGAUCGCCAAGACUUAUCUCUACGAGGUGUGCCCUGCGAAGAUGCACGCUUUAGCGUUUGCUGUAGUGUCUGUUGCUAGCGGACUGGCGUAUGUGGUGGGUCCAACAGUAGGUGGCUUCCUGUCCUGCCCUGCCGCCAGGUUCUCAUCCCUUGACACACCUGUCUUCAGACGCUUCCCGUACCUCCUGCCCUGCAUUGCCUCCAUGCUGGUGGCCCUCGUAGGGCUACUAGUUGGUUUCUUUUUCUUGGAGGAGACCAGACAGCAGGGCCGUAAGGCGGGCCAGAUAACUGCCGUUGACGAGAUUAAUCUCAGAGUUCUCGGAUCUGAUUUCAGAGGAGAAGGGACAGGAGAGAAACUUCAAGACAACGCGGCUGCAUCAGAAAACUAUGGAACAAUGACGAACUUCGAAAACCAGGAAGAUGUGGCUGCUGACGACACUAAUGGGAGAAGAGAUCUCCAAGGAAAGUUUCAGGACGUGGGCUCAACACUUGCCGGGUACCAGCGCAUGGAGGAAGGUGCCGAGUCUGAAACAGAUUCCUGGCCGCUGUCCCGUCUGGUGUGGGACAGACGAGUGAUGCUGUCGUCAUUACUGUACGGACUGCUGGCCUUUGUGGCAAUAGCUGUAUCUCAGCUCCUCCCCCUCCUGCUGGUGUCGGGGUAUGAUCACGGCGGGUUCGGCAUGGACUCCAGACAGAUCUCAAUAGUUGUCAGUGUUCUCGGAGCGGUCGUGAUGGCGGAUCAGGUACUUAUUGUUCCAUGGUUGACACGACGGUUUAAAUAUACAACAUUGUACAAGUAUGGUCUUCUGGUAUUUGCCUUUGGUGUGUUGAUGAUCCCUUUGAUGGCCAUGAUGACCGGUCCUUCAGUCGUUCUUCCUCCAUUGCCUGCAAACACGACUUUAACCUCCACAACAGUGCUGCCCUCCAGCCAGCCCCCGAGUCCUUCAGCACAGACGACGCCAAGUGUCCCUUCACAGGCGGUCACCGUUCCAACCUCCAGCUCCACCUCUCCACCACAGGCUCCUGUCACACAACAAACCAAACCUGUCACUCCCAAAACUGAAACUCCGAUGAACCCCAGCACACCCAGUUCUAAGCUUCAAACCCAGAGCACAACUAGUCCCCAGCCACAGGUUCCCGCUACACCCAGUCCCCAGGUUACCACUACACCCAGCCCUCAGUCACAGGUUCCCGCAACACCGAGUCCCCAGCCACAGAUUCCCGCUACACGCAGCCCUCAGAUUACCACUACACCCAGCCCUCAGAUUACCACCACACCCAGCCCUCAGCCUCAGAUUUCUGCUACACCGAGUCCCCAGCCACAGGUUCCCGGUACACCCAGUCUUAAGCCCCAGGUACCCAACCCAGAACCACAAGCUCCAACACAGCACGAAAACAGAUAUUUAAGCAAAAUUUACGACAUCCGUAUUGAGACUUUAAAGACAGGGAAAUAUUUAAGCAGACUUUAA
Molecule: messenger RNA, 1680 nt
Organism: Branchiostoma belcheri (Belcher's lancelet)
Lineage: Eukaryota; Metazoa; Chordata; Leptocardii; Amphioxiformes; Branchiostomatidae
Exons: 12
Coding region: 55-1680 (541 amino acids)
Biological process (GO): transmembrane transport
Molecular function (GO): transmembrane transporter activity
Source: RefSeq, a predicted model, not a curated record